Molecule: messenger RNA, 1185 nt
Organism: Prinia subflava (tawny-flanked prinia)
Lineage: Eukaryota; Metazoa; Chordata; Aves; Passeriformes; Cisticolidae
Product: lipase member M-like
Exons: 9
Coding region: 1-1185 (394 amino acids)
Molecular function (GO): hydrolase activity, acting on ester bonds
Source: RefSeq, a predicted model, not a curated record
AUGUGGCUGCUGCUGGUGGCCCUGUGCCUGGCCCAGGGGCUGGAAGAUGCCACCUCAGGUGCUGAAAGAAUCUACAACCCUGAGAGGUUCAUGAACAUCAGCGAGAAGAUCCUUUUCCAUGGCUAUCCCAGCGAGGAGUACGACGUGAUGACAGAGGACGGCUACUUCCUGAGCCUCAACCGGAUUCCCCACGGCAAGGGGGAUGCUGGGCUCUCAGGAUCCAAGGCCCCCGUGCUGCUAGUGCAUGGGUUUUGUCUGGAUGGUGGUGACUGGGUGGACAACCUCCCUGACAACAGCCUGGCCUUCGUCCUGGCGGAUGCGGGAUACGAUGUCUGGAUCGGGAACAACCGCGGCAACAGCUGGUCCCGCCGGCACCACAACCUGUCCAUCGACUCCGAGGAGUUCUGGGAUUUCAGCUUCCACGAGAUGGCCAUGUACGACCUCCCGGCCAUGGUGGACUUUGUCCUGGUGAAAACUGAGCAGAGGAAGCUGUUCUACGUUGGCCAUGGUCAGGGCAGCUCCCUGGGUUUCAUAGCGUUUUCCAGCAUGCCACAUCUGGCCAAGAAAAUCAAAUUCUUCUUUGCCCUGGCUCCUGUGUACACCUUCCGCCAUGCCCAGGGCCUUUUGUGGAAGCCCAUCUUUCUACCAGACCGGGUGCUCAAGGAGAUAUUUGGAACCAGAGAGCUGGUUCUGAUGCCGAGGGAGGAGAGGCCACUCCGUGUUGAGAGCUGCAGCAGAGACUGGGCGGCAGCUAAAUCGUGUGCCAAAAGCAUCUUCGCUGCCGGAGGGUACGACUCGGAGAACUUGAACUUGAGCCGACUGGAUGUGUACCUGUCUCAUUUUCCAGACUAUACAUCAGUAAAAAACCUUCUGCACUGGGGACAGACUGCAAAAACUGCACAUUUCACGCAGUUUGACUAUGGGCCGAGAAACUUGGAGAAGUACAAAAGGCUGACACCGCCCUUUUACCCGAUCGAAGCCAUGAGGGUGCCCGUGGCCAUGUGGAGCGGGGGCAAGGACCGGGUCACGCCCCCUCCUGAGACCCAGCGUCUGCUGUUCCAUCUCGCCAACGUUGUGUACCACGAGUACUUCCCUGACUGGGACCACUACGACCCCCACUGGGGCCUGGACGCCCCAGAGCGCCUGUACAGGCAGAUGGUGAUCCUGAUGGAGGAGAAUCCGUGA